AUGUCCCGACCUCCACACCACCGCCAUAACCUGUCAGCAACAUCCAUACCCUUUGUAUCACCAUACGGUUCAACUACAUCGUUAGAGGAUGAAUCGCCUGAAGAAGUGGUAACGCCAUCUAUUCGAGAACGAAAGUUUGGACAAACCUUAGGACUGCGAACGACUUUCCAAGGUUCAAUUGGAUCAGAACCUACCAAUGGAUUGCCUGAUUUGUUCCAUUGGGGCAGGUGUUUCAGUACAAGAUCGUCUCAGUACUUGAACCAUGACUUUUCCGCCGACGAAAAUAAGUUGGAUCAACGAGAUGACGACGGUUACGUCGGCUUUUACCACUAUGCCAAUGGACUUGAUUUUACUUCAGGAAUCUCGGCAAUUGAGGCCUAUAUUUGCUCAAUUGUGGGGAUAAAACGUACAGAAGAGGUCUACAACUGGAAACGAGAUAUGACGAGUGAGUUCAGCUCGAAGAAAGAGAUGGUGGUGACUUUUUGCCUGUACAACAUAUUUGCCAAAGCAGAACUUCGGACUCGGUACAUUUUGUAUCUCACGGGCUUUAAUACCAAGAAUCCCAUAAACAUAGACAAGAGUUUCCACAUAAUUCCAGAUCUGCAGGGCAGUCGGAUAAGGAAAUCUUGCUCAUUCACCGUUGACACUGUUCUGGAAAUUCAACCUCUUUUCUGGCAAGAAUUGACUGCAUCGCUGAUAAUAAGGUUGUUUAAUCACUUAGACAACCCAGCAAACCAAUUGACAGGUCUCGUUAGUUUUCCCCACCAUCUUCGAUCAAACGAGGCGAUUCAAAAUGCCAUCCGGACAUUGAUACCUUUUCUUCCCCGUGGAUUGAUGACUCCAUGUCCAGCUACUUAUGGGAAACCCACUGGAUGUAAUAACAAAGACAAUAAGAUCAACUUCUAUAAUAACAGCUUGACAGAUGCAUUAAUAAGGUUGUGUCAAUUUGAACCGAGCGGUGCUGUCGCUCAAUUUGCAGCCGAUCAAAUUGCCAUUCAGUACGGUCUGUCUGACGAAAACUGGAAGGUAAUUGUACUAAGAUUACUAAGUUUGCAUAACAACUCGGUCCUGGAGAACCAAUUCGUUAUCGAUCUCCAUCAAAGCUUGACCGGUUCAGGCUUACUAACCACCACUGGUGCUCUUCUUUUACAAGAGCAAAUCAGGUACUUGAUCUCAAAAGGAAAUUACGACACAGCUCUGCUCAUGGCCCAGAAGGGAGUGGAGAUCCUUCCAUUAGAUUUUGAGAGCUGGUAUUCUCUCGUGGUGUGCUAUAUCUUGCAGAAAAAAUUCAGCAAAGCGCUUCUCAUCUUAAACAACAUUCCAUUAAUUACCAACCAAAAGCAAGGACACUUGGAUGAUAUCUGUGGUGUACGUGACUUCUUUUCCACCACUUUUAUAGGGCGCCUAGCGACCCGCUCCGAACCCAUAUCAGAACAGACAUUCAAGGCUUACUUUCCAACUCCUCAAGUGAAACUUUCAAGUUAUUCGAGACUUUUGGCACAGAACCAAAAGAAGGGCGAUCGCCUAGUUGAAGAAGGAUCAAUUAGCAAACUUUGGAAUGACUAUUUCUUGUUCAAUCCCCAAUCAAGGCACCCUUUCAAUGGGUAUCAAUUCUACCAGUCGCCGCUCAUGAACUGUUCCGCAAGAACACUAUCCACUGUUGAUUCCAAUCUUACCAAGGUCACUGGUCCUGCUGCCUCGAAGAUAGCAUUGUCGGCACAAUCAGCAGGUAUUCCUUCGCUGUCUAUUCUCAAUUUCGAGACGAUAUCCACUUGGGGACGAUGCUACGACUUACUUACUAUGAUGGUGGCUGUGGAUGGAUGGGAUAACUUGGUCAGACGCAAAGAAUCACUCUUCAUCUCGUCGGCCCUCCUGAGUACCGAUUUUGUAGUUGGUGAGCUGGAAGGCUCGAACCUCGUUGCCUGCUCACCAUGGCUCGAUAAGAUGUUUUUUGUCUUGUACGAAGACUUGCGUACGCUUAUGACGCUUUCACACCGCAAUCGUGAGCAGCAGCACAGUGCUUUAGAAUGGGAAAUGAUGGGAUUACUUGGAUGGUCCAUAAAGUAUAACUUGAAGGAGUCCAUCAGUGCCUUAAUUACGAGUGUCAUUGCUACGUCUGCCAAUGGAGAUUUUGAUUACUUUGCGACGGUCAAGCUUCUUGAAAUCUACUACGAGUUGGUUUUGAGUGAAAACUCCAUGGGCGACUCCUAUACCCAUGAAGUUUACUCGCGCAAGUUGAUCUUGCAGCUGUAUGGCAACGCUUAUGAGGUAUUCGUUUCUGACUUGGAAGAGAAUUACCUUACUUUAGACUUUGUUCUACUCAUCAUACUCAAGUUGGUGAGCUGGAACUUGCGGUGGUACCAGUACAUUCCAAAUCAUCUCAUCACCAAAGUCAUAAACGGAUUGUGCAACAAGCACGAUUCGGUGUAUAUACGAAGCAAGAUGAGAGUGGUAUUUGAGCAGAAUAAGAAGAGCACAAAGGCUCGGGGAAUGUUUUCCACUGCCUCCAAGGACAACUUUGAGUUUGUGGAAGACGACACCAUUGUCGACUACUGCGAGCGUCUUAUUAACUGGCUAGAAGACUUGAGACAUACAUAA
Meyerozyma guilliermondii ATCC 6260 is the source of this 2598-nucleotide messenger RNA. It is a transcript of the gene CHS6, whose product is annotated as Chs6p. NCBI's taxonomy places the organism in Eukaryota, Fungi, Ascomycota, Pichiomycetes, Serinales, Debaryomycetaceae. The record is from RefSeq and is a predicted model, not a curated record. The transcript has a single exon. Gene Ontology annotation, cellular component: exomer complex. The coding region runs from base 1 to 2598 and encodes 865 amino acids. Gene Ontology annotation, biological process: Golgi to plasma membrane transport. Gene Ontology annotation, molecular function: protein binding.